Messenger RNA from Penicillium cinerascens, 846 nucleotides. RefSeq names its product TMEM53 family protein. The coding region runs from base 1 to 846 and encodes 281 amino acids. Lineage: Eukaryota; Fungi; Ascomycota; Eurotiomycetes; Eurotiales; Aspergillaceae. The record is from RefSeq and is a predicted model, not a curated record. The transcript has a single exon.
AUGGCCUCAAUUCCUGACCCAUUGGCACCCUUCACCAAGCUGGGUCCUUCGGUCUACCUACAGGACCCAGCAGACUCGGCCAAGCAAGACAGUCGGCCGUUGAUCCUCAUUGCAUUCUGGAUGAAUGCACCAGCGCGGGCCCUCGCCAAGUAUGUGGUCGAGUAUAGACGCAUGGCGCCCUCAGCACGCAUUGUAUUUAUGCUCAGCUCAUCGAACGACUUUUUUUGGGGCUCGAUGACACGGGCGCAGCAGGCCAGAGUUGCGCCUGCGGUAGACGCACUCCGCUCACAGGCCUCUGGAAGUCCCGUGUUCGUGCAUCUCUUCUCCAACGGCGGACUAUCAAACACCACCCAAGUGCUACGGGCAUAUUUCAACGCAACGGGGAAACCACUACCUAUUUCGUCGAUGAUCAUGGACAGCGCCCCAGGGACUGCGAGUGUCGCCGCGGCCAUGAGGGCCUUUUCCUUUGCGCUUCCGCGAAUGUGGAUCCUGCGACUGAUUAGCAAAAGCUUCUUAUGGCUCUCUUUGGUUCUGAUCAAGAUGGUUCAGGCCGUCAGGAGAUCGUCUGACCCAAUUGGCCUUGCUCGCAAGUUGAUCAAUGAUACCUCUCUUGUGCAGGCUGCCAAUCCCAAGGGUGUCCCCACUCGCUGCUACAUAUAUUCGGAUGCAGACGAGCUGGUUGAUUGGCAUGACGUAGAGAAGCAUGCAUCAGAUUCGGAAGCAUCCGGAUGGGCAGUGCAUCGGGAACUAUUCCAAGGGACGCCUCAUGUUGGCCAUAUGAGAGCUGACCCGGAUCGAUACUGGGGUAUCGUCAAGACGUAUUUGGAACCUCACAUUUCUGCAUGA